This is a messenger RNA of Lepisosteus oculatus (spotted gar), 900 nucleotides long. Its product is annotated as proteinase-activated receptor 3-like. NCBI's taxonomy places the organism in Eukaryota, Metazoa, Chordata, Actinopteri, Semionotiformes, Lepisosteidae. Gene Ontology annotation, biological process: positive regulation of Rho protein signal transduction; phospholipase C-activating G protein-coupled receptor signaling pathway. Gene Ontology annotation, molecular function: G protein-coupled receptor activity. The record is from RefSeq and is a predicted model, not a curated record. Gene Ontology annotation, cellular component: plasma membrane.
AUGGAUAGUUUUACCAACUCGAGUCUUCUUCUCAACCACAGCACGCCUAACAUCACGGUCGUGAUGUUUAGUAAAUUUCAAGGGUGUGAAGGGCAUUUAUCUGGCCUCCUGUUCUACUACAGCGUGAAGGUCUUCAAUUUUGUGAUUGGUCUGCCGGCCAACCUGAUGGUGGUGGGGCUCGUCCUGCGGAAGACGAGGGACUCCUCCACCUCUGACAUCUUCAUCAUGAACCUCGCCGUCUUUGAUUCAUUCUUCUGCCUGAUGACUCCGAUCGAGCUGGCGAACAGACUGUUCCUGAACGACAUGCAUGUUUGGUACUUCCAGAGGUUCUCCUACGGGGUAAAAGACAGCUCCCCGCUGUUCCUCACCUGCAUCUGCCUGGACCGCUACAUGGCCGUGGUGCACCCCAUCACCUUCACCAAGAUCAAAGACCGCAGUUACAGAGCCGUCUGUGCUGCUGUGGUGUGGGCGUUCAUGGUGGCCUAUUCCCUCACGAAGUCCAUCCUUGGGAUCCAGAGUGUAGAUCAGGCAUUCACGAUCUUCAUACUGUCUGUCUUUGCAGUGAUGCUGUUCUGUAACCUCUCCAUCCUGCGGGCUCUGAGACAGUCUGUGCUGGGCAGGGAUGAGAUGCACCCCAUGAAGAAGAAGGCCUUUAAGAUGGUUCUGAUCAUCCUGGGUAUCAUCGUGUUUAAUUACCUCCCCCCAGUCGCCCUCUUUCCCUUCCAGUACCACUUCCCUCCUAACGAUUACAAGUGUUACGUUAGUCUGAUAUUAUUCUCCUUUAUGGAUCUGAGCUGCAGUAUAGAGCCCGUGCUCUAUCUUUCGAAAAUGGAAACGGUACCAUUUUUGCCUAAAUCGGUCAGUAUGGUGUGCUGCUCCACGAAGGCCCAUUGUCCGUAA